This is a messenger RNA of Triticum turgidum subsp. durum (durum wheat), 306 nucleotides long. Lineage: Eukaryota; Viridiplantae; Streptophyta; Magnoliopsida; Poales; Poaceae. The record is from the annotation of a GenBank genome assembly.
AUGGAUAAAAAAGGAGUUCUCACAUCACGUGACGUGCCAAAAAGAGUCCAAGCCUCACAACUCAAUGCGGGGUCAGACCAGAUGACCAACAUCUCUCCUGCUCAGUAUGACAAGGAUGUCAAUGAUAAUGAAAACCUCCCUCACAGUAGAGCGGCGGAGUGCAUCCUUGCCAUCUACAUUUCAGAGCCCCAUCAGUUCAGCGUGAUCUCUCCGGUCAGCUGCUCAACAACAGAAGCAUGUACCGCCCAGUACAUGUAUUACUAUUGCGAAGGUUCAAAAAUCUGGACUCAACAAGUUCAACGUUGA